This is a messenger RNA of Oenanthe melanoleuca, 4700 nucleotides long. It is a transcript of the gene SACK1H, whose product is annotated as family with sequence similarity 83 member H. The coding region runs from base 1092 to 4478 and encodes 1128 amino acids. Gene Ontology annotation, biological process: positive regulation of cell migration; intermediate filament cytoskeleton organization; protein localization to cytoskeleton. The record is from RefSeq and is a predicted model, not a curated record. Gene Ontology annotation, molecular function: keratin filament binding. Lineage: Eukaryota; Metazoa; Chordata; Aves; Passeriformes; Muscicapidae. Gene Ontology annotation, cellular component: keratin filament. The transcript has 5 exons.
UUCUUGGGCUAUGAGGAGUGAAACGUCCAUAUCCCCAGCCCACUCUGGCUGUGAGCUCCUGCUGAACCUGUGUAGUGCUGCUGUUUUCCACUAAGUAACAGUCAGUAUUACCUGAUGCUUGUGUAAAGCUGUCUUCUCCCUCUUCAUUUAUAGAAAAAUAAUUAUAUUAAUAUAAAAUUGCUUUGCACUUUACCAGCAUGACAUUUCCCCUGCUGUUCUGGUUGUCCAGCAGUAUCAGGGUUCUUCUGAUGCUUCUUCCUUUUCAUGUUGCAGUUGGUCCUUUGUCUCUCACACUCUAGUCUCUGAGCACUGUGAGCAGUUUGCUGUGGGACCAUUGUCCCCUUCGUGGGUUUUAUCUGGAUGAGUUGGAUAUGUUAUUCUUCUCUCCAAGAUUAAUGGAACAUGGUUUCCAGUCCUUAGAAUGACAUGACACUGCUGAAAUAGUUAAAAGCAGGAACAUUGGUGACUUAAGCAUCCUAAAAGCACAGAAUCCCAGGAUGGUCUGAGUGGGAGGGGACCUUAAAUACCAUUUUGUUCCACACCCCUGCAUGGGCAGGGGCACCUUCUGCCACAGGUACAUACUGGAGUGCUCUCUACUUUUUUUCUCUUACACAGGGAAAAAAAGAAUUAGAGUGGGAAGAUAAAAGCAGACAGUUUGGACUGUAAAGGCAGCUGCACGUGUGGACUGUAAAGAUGAUUAUCUGUUGCAAUACAUCACAUGUGGGCCUGUUGGAUUUUCCUGUCCUUACAUUAAGACCAUAUGUUUUUCCUGCAGCUUUACCAGGAGAUUCAGUUUGGAGGAGGAGUAACUUGUAGGAGGUUGAGGCUGGAGUAGCACAGCACUGCUGUGUGCCAGGCAGGUCAGAUAAGAACUUGAAACUAGUUUAUCCUUACAGCUCCUAAUGAGUGAUAGUCUGAGUCUGAAGUCUUUAUCUUCCUCUCAGUCCAUGGCAAUCCCUCCCAUUUUGGAAGCAGAAGUGUUGGAUGGCAACGACAACAACAGCAACCCUCACCUUCUGUACUUCACUCAGUAAAAAACUUAGCAGGAGUCACUCACUCUUUUGGGGAUCAGGAGGAACUCUCCCUCCCCGAUGGCUCGUCGGUCCCAGAGCUCCUCCCAGGGGGACAACCCCCUGGACCCCAACUACCUCCCCCCCCACUACAAGGAGUAUUACCGGCUGGCCCUGGACGUGCUGACCGAGGAGGGCAAGGAGAGUUACCAGCGCUUCCUGGCCGAGGAGGGCGCCCCCGAUUUCCUGUGUGCCUCGGAGGUGGAGCACAUCACCCAGCACCUGCAGAAGCCGCAGUACGCCAGCCAGGAGGGCAGCGCGGACACCGCGGGGGACAAUGACAUGGACGGCUCCUCCGGCACCUACUGGCCCAUGAACUCGGAUCUGGCCGUUCCUGAGCUCGACCUGGGCUGGCCGAUGGUCUUUGGCUUCAGGGGCACAGAGGUGACAACGCUGGUGCAGCCACCCCCGCCAGACAACCCCAGCAUUAAGGAGGAGGCUCGCAGGAUGAUCCGAGCAGCUCAGCAGGUGGUGGCCAUUGUGAUGGACGUUUUCACGGACGUGGAUCUGCUCUUUGAGGUGCUGGAUGCUGCUUCCCGCCGAGUGCCUGUCUACAUCCUGCUGGAUGAAAUGAACUCCCAGCUUUUCCUCGACACAGCUGCCAAGUGCAGAGUCAACCUGAACUAUGUGGAGUUCCUGAGGGUGAGGACAGUGUCUGGCCCAACCUACUACUGCCGCACAGGGAUGUCCUUCAAGGGGCACCUGAAGGAGAAGUUCCUGCUGGUGGACUGCAUGGUGGUGCUGAGUGGCAACUACAGUUUCAUGUGGUCCUUUGAGAAGAUUCACAGGAGCAUUGCCCACAUCUUCCAGGGCGAACUGGUGGCCAGCUUUGAUGAAGAAUUCCGCAUUUUGUUUGCACAGUCGGAGCCCCUUGUUCCCCCAGCCAACGUCUUGGCAAAGGCAGAGAACACGUUUGCCAUGGCUCCCUUUGGCAAUAACAUGCCUUUCUUCCCCAAGAAAGGCCCCCUGAUGUUCCAGAGGGAUGAGAGUCUCUUCCCCUCCUUCAUGGACAGGGUGGAUCCGGACAGGUACUUCCUCUCCAACUUCCGCCGGGACGACAUGCUGCGGCACACCGUGGAGGGCUCCGCCCUGCGGAUGUACAAAAAGGUGGAAAUGGAGAAUUCCCAGAUGGAUCCCGUCAGGGGGUUCCUCCGUUCAAAGCAGCUGGAGCUGGACGCUUUUAAGAGACACAGUUUUGCAGAAGGAACGUUUGAAAAUUUCGCUUCUGCCAAGCAGUACACCCGGCAGAUGUUCAUGAACAACAUGGAUGAGUUCAAAAUUCAAUCCAGUCAUUUCCAGAAGGACCAGUUCUACCAGUACCAGUUUGAACAUCCCCAUCUUUCUGGCAGACCUCAGGGAUUCUUUGACAGGAUUCGAGGGGGGAGGCCAGGGUUCAAUGAAUUGGAAGACUAUGGAGAGGGACCCCGAUACCCUGAACUGGAGCCCAGUUUCCCACAGGAGGGCUUCCCCCUGCGGCUGGACUACGUGCCCUCCAACUCCUCCAGGGAGGUGAGACACGGCUCUGACCAGCUGAACCCUGCGGGCAAUGGCCCCAUGGGAAUGAUGCUACGCAGGCAGAAUAUAGGACAGAAGUUCAUCUGCCAGACUUCUCCCACGCAGAAGCAGAGCCUGGAGCAGCGCCUGUUCCUACAGGACAAGGAUGAAGACCAGGAUGACGACAAGAACACGCAGGAGAACAGAACAGGGUUACGGAACUGGAGGAUUUCUUCGUACCUCAGCGCGUACCAGUCUGAACCAGACGAAGGGCUCCCGAUGCCCAUGGAGUCCGAGGCGUACAGCGAUGCUCUUGGGGAUCCCCUCACCAAGCACCCCACUGACCUCGUCCCAGCCUUCAAACCCCCCACACCCUUCAACAGCAAGUCACUGGGAAUUGACAGUGCCAAGGAAUCUGCAGACCCUGACAGAGCAGGUGAAGAAACCUCAAUAAUGAAACCAGAUGCCUUCAGGUCCAGGAUAAAUCCCUUGAUCCAGAGGAGCUCCCGGCUCAGGUCCUCUCUGAUUUUCAGUGCUGCCAAAUUAGAUCAGCCCAACACCACCAUAGAAAAGGUGCAGAUGAUCCAAAAAGAACAAAUGUCCAGUGAGUUAACAAAGGACAAUGAAACCAUCAAGACAGCUGCCUCCUCCAAAGUGGCUGAGCUGCUGGAGAAGUACAAAGCUGUGGGCAAGGACAUGGAACGGGGCACAGUCACCCACACCAAAGCUGUUUCAGGUUACCUGCAGGAGGAAUCACAGAAUACGGAGAAGAAAUGUACCAAAUCUGUGCAGUAUAAAAUUCUGGAGAGCAGGGUGCUGGACUCCAAAGACUCCUGCAGUACUUACAAAAUGCAUGGAGAGUUGGACAGAGCAUUUGGAAUAGCCUCAUCCACCCCCCAGCUUGGGGAUGCCUUGAGUAAAGAUCCCCUGGCACAUCUUGGCACUAAGGUGGACAAGCUGUCAUCCCGAUUUUACCCCAUCGAGAACAAAUCUCCUCUUCCAGAGAAAGAGAGCCUGAUAUUUGUAGGAGACACUCAGAAAUUGGCUCUUCCAGAGAAGAAGGACAGAGUGACCUUCAGAGAAGACUCUCCAAAAUUAGUCAAUACAGAAAUGAAGAAACCUCAGGUUAGGACAAGUACUACAUCCUCAGUUCUAGAAAGCCUGUCUAGAAGUCAAGGGUCUGACAGCUCUCUCAACAAAUCUGAGGAAGACUGUUCAAAACAAGAGCAAAAUCCCAUGGAGUUUUUAAGAAAAGGGUCACUACGGCUGAAGCAGCUUUUGAACCCAAAAGGUGAAAAGAAAUUGGAAGAGGAACCUUCUUCUGAGAGCGGGAAAUGCGACAAGCAGGCAGUGGUGCUCAAACGAUCAUCCACAGGGGACUGCCAGGAAGUGAUGGAGGAAGAAAAAACCCCCAAAUUUGCAGCACCACUGCCCCCCAAGAGCAGCCAGACAACACAAGGGAGGUUCCCUUCCUCCACAGCCAACAUCCUGUACAGCAGCAACCUGCGUGACGACACCAAGGUGAUCCUGGAGCAGAUCUCUGCCAACAGCCAGAAGAACAGAGCCGAGCUGGCCAAGCAGCUGCCAUCCACCAGCAACCCUGACCUCUCCAGGUCGACCACAAGCCUGGAAAGAAAAGGGGAAAAGGAGAAAAGCUGCAACAUCCAUAGGUCUGAGAGCUUUGGGAGCCAGAAACGGAACCUCCAGCGGCAGCCGUCGGAGGACAGAGAAACCCUCCUGAAGAAAAUGGAGAACAUGCGCAAGGAGAAGCGAGUCUACAGCAGGUUUGAGGUGUUCUGCAAGAAGGACGAACACACAAGUCCCAGUGAAGAGGAGUAUGACACAGAUGCCAAAGACAAGAAAAUGGGGAAAUUCAUGCCCAAAAUCCUGGGGACCUUCAAGACCAAAAAAUGAUCCUGGAAAUCCUAUUUAAUUCCAUUUAAUCACUGACUGUCACAGGGAAACGAGGAAAAAACUUGUCUAGGAUGGCUACAAACCCCAAUGGCAAUGCUCUUCUUGGUUAGUGAGCAGAAAUGUGUCCAGCAUGAGCCUCCCACGGCAGUUUGCUCAAUAAAGUCAGGUGGUAUCAAACAACCUUAUCACAGUAUGUUCCAAAUAAAACAAUUAAAAUGCCAA